Messenger RNA from Polyodon spathula (Mississippi paddlefish), 2152 nucleotides. RefSeq names its product transforming growth factor beta-2 proprotein-like. Gene Ontology annotation, cellular component: extracellular region. The transcript is spliced from 7 exons. Lineage: Eukaryota; Metazoa; Chordata; Actinopteri; Acipenseriformes; Polyodontidae. Bases 699 to 1925 code for a protein of 408 amino acids. Gene Ontology annotation, molecular function: type II transforming growth factor beta receptor binding; type III transforming growth factor beta receptor binding; cytokine activity. Gene Ontology annotation, biological process: transforming growth factor beta receptor signaling pathway; regulation of cell population proliferation; BMP signaling pathway. The record is from RefSeq and is a predicted model, not a curated record.
CCUUGCUAGACCGUGAUGUUAUCUGCUAGCAAAGUUUCUUUUGGUCUAGAAAUAAUCUCAGAGAGGAACAGGGGGGACAGAUGAGAGUAAUAAAGGUCUGAAGUUGAGCUGAAGAAAAGGGUCAGGUUUAUACAUUUUAAACAAUUCUGAAGAAAACUAACGGACCAAAGAGGCAAUACGUUGUCUGCAUGUAUAGCAAAUGGGGACAGUCUGACUGCAAAGUUUGAAAGACGGAAUUGUGAGAGGUGGAGGACAGAGACUGAAACUUUCUUUUUUUUUCACAAAACUUGAUGCAGUGGAGGUGUGUGCAGCCUGCAAGGUACCCGUCGGAUCUGCCGCAGUGGAGUACGUUUACAUUUGCUGUUGAAAACAGUACAGCACCUACUUGCAAUAUUCCUUUUUAUUAGUAUUUAUUUUGGCAUUAAUUUUUUUGAGCGCUGACAGCAAAUUUGUCAAACUAUUUGGACUACGGUUUUAGGAAGCUAUUUUGUAAAUGCGUUAAUUCAAUGGAAUAUAAAUAAACAACGGUGUUUUAAACUGAUGGAAAAUAUAGAACAUUGAUCUCUUUAUAACCCAUGUAUGUAUAUUUAUGUAGCGGGUGACAUACUUUUUAUAUAUAUAUAUUGUCAUACCAUUACUGAUAUACAGGCGCUUCGGUCACCGUUUGAAAGCACAAGGGUUAAACGUUAGUUUUAAAGAUGAACUACUAUAUUUUGAGCAUUUUUCUAACGCUGGAUUUAGCCACGGUGGCUAUCAGCCUGUCUACCUGCAGUACCCUGGAUAUGGACCAGUUCAUGAAGAAGCGGAUCGAGGCAAUAAGGGGGCAGAUCCUGAGCAAAUUGAAGCUCUCUAGCCCACCUGAACACUACCCUGAUCCCGAGGAAGUGUCACAGGAGGUUGUCGCCAUCUAUAACAGCACCAGGGACCUGUUGCUGGAGAAAGCCAACGAGAGGGCUGCGACUUGCGAAAGGGAAAGGAGCGAGGAAGAGUAUUAUGCUAAGGAGGUUUACAAGAUAGACAUGUUUCCCCUUUAUUCAUCUGGAAAUUACAUCUCUGCAAAUUAUUACAAUCCUUACUUCAGGCGCCUCAAGUUUGAUGUUUCAUCAAUGGAGAAAAACGCAUCAAAUUUGGUGAAGGCAGAACUUAGAGUUUUUCGAUUACAAAAUCCAAAGGCAAGAGUAUCUGAACAGCGAAUUGAACUUUAUCAGAUCGUAGGCCACAAAGAUCUAACGUCACCGACCCAGCGCUACAUUGACAGUAAGGUAGUGAGAACAAGAGCGGAAGGGGAAUGGCUGUCUUUUGAUGUUACAGAAGCUGUGAGUGAAUGGCUUCUUCACAGAGAUAGAAACAAUGGAUUCAAGAUAAGCUUGCAUUGCCCGUGUUGUACAUUUGUACCUUCAAACAAUUACAUCAUACCAAAUAAGAGUGAAGAACUAGAGACAAGAUUUGCAGGAAUUGACGAUAACUAUAGCAGUGAUUUGAAAGUAUUCAAGAAGAAAUUCAAUGGGAAAACUCCUCAUCUCUUACUGAUGCUGCUACCAUCCUAUAGGCUUGAGUCUCAACAAAGUGGUCGAAGGAAGAAACGUGCCUUAGAUGCUGCAUAUUGUUCUAGGAAUAUACAGGACAACUGCUGCUUGCGCCCAUUAUAUAUUGACUUUAAGAGGGAUCUUGAUUGGAAAUGGAUUCACGAACCCAAAGGAUAUAAUGCCAAUUUCUGUGCAGGGGCCUGUCCAUAUUUAUGGAGUGCAGAUACUCAACAUAGCAAGGUGCUCAGUUUAUAUAACACGAAAAAUCCAGAAGCCUCUGCAUCUCCAUGCUGUGUAUCUCAAGAUUUAGAACCUCUUACUAUCCUGUAUUAUAUCGGAAAAACUCCCAAAAUCGAACAGUUGUCAAAUAUGAUUGUCAAGUCUUGCAAGUGCAGUUAAAACUUUUGAAAAUCCUGGGUACAUCAGUGUUAAAAAAGAAAAAAAAUCACAACACACGGUACUAGUCUGUUUGGAAGAAUCUUUACAGCCAACAGGAGCAAAGCAUUUCGAAGGCAUUAAUUCCUAUGCUUCACCUACUAUGUUAGUGAGAUAGAGGAGAAACAGAACAUUGUAAACACUGGAAGAUUUUGUAAGUGUUAAUAUGUGAAAUAAAUUGAAGAAUCCCA